Cornus florida is the source of this 2996-nucleotide messenger RNA. Its product is annotated as BTB/POZ domain-containing protein At1g04390-like. The record is from RefSeq and is a predicted model, not a curated record. Gene Ontology annotation, molecular function: protein binding. Lineage: Eukaryota; Viridiplantae; Streptophyta; Magnoliopsida; Cornales; Cornaceae. The transcript is spliced from 8 exons. Bases 1 to 2829 code for a protein of 942 amino acids.
AUGAGAUCAUCAUCAAAACAGAGCACAGAUAACAAUAAUGUCAAUGCGGCUUUAUUCCGAAGGAAAUUCUACAAUCGUUUUCUUCCAUUCAGUGAUGACUCGGGAAGGAUACGGGAUCUUCCAGAUAUCAUGACACAGGAAUUAGUAUACGCAACUGAUGCAUAUCUCGAUUAUCUGAAUACCGACACAUCUAAAAACACAUUUUUGAAGAGUACGAUUUCAGAUAUGGUGGAGGCACUAACAAUAAUUUUUCAACUGAAGAAUGAAAAUGUGCUGAUAUCGGCAUUAAAAGUGGCACAAAAGAUGGCUAUAAAAUUGCCAUCUUUUGCGUUGAAACUUAUUCAUCCUUUAACUUCAUUAGUGUCCUAUACUCAAUGGGAAGCAGCCUCUCUUGCAAGUGAUACGUUGAAGAUGAUACUUUCGAGUGGAAGAACAGAUGAGGAGACUGAAAUAUGGAACAUAUUGGACAAAACAAACACAAUUGUUCAACUUGUCAAUAAUAUUCGAGAUUGUUCUAGUGGGAAUAAGCCAGCACGGUAUUUCGAAAAUACAGCUUCCCUUUUAAGUGAUAUAUUGUGGCGGUGGCCGCCUUCCAGAUUUCGUGUGUGGAAUGAUGUUGAAUUUCUGGAAGUCUUAAAGGGCAUCAGUCUGAAAACUAAUCCGGUUAAAGUUGCACUUUUGCGGUUAUAUUCUUCUAUAGCUUUAUGUGGUAAUGGGAGGCAGAAACUACUUAAAAAUGGAGAGCUAAUAAAUAUGAUGGUUCAUAGCAUGAACUGUUCAGAUUCUCAAGUCGUUCAGAUUGAGGGCUUUAAGUUAGCUCGUAUUUUAUCGAUGGAUGAACAAUGUUGCUUUCAAUUGAUGAAGCUUUGCUGCAAGCCCAUCAUAAAAGCAAUAAUCCGCGGAAUGAGCCGUACCCAAUCUGGAAAGGUGGCUAAAGAUCUGUUAGUGGAGGCAUGUCGCUUGGCCCUAAUCGUUCGAUGGCCUGGCCAACAUCAUGAUUAUUUUUGGAAGCGAGGAGUAGACAAUGUAUUGGUUAAUCUUCUACUAAAUGACUAUCUAAAGUCCAGCCAAUCUGAAGAUUUGCUGUCAGUCUUCACAGUAAUGGAGGGGCUCAAUGCAGAUUCCCUUAUUCUAAGACCAUACAUAUGGGAUAUCCUCGGUUGGCUUGCCACCCACUGUGACAAAGAUUUUAAUCCUGAGAGUGAUGAGAAUCAACUCUGCAUCAACAACCUGAUGCAAUGUGCAUGUAUAGCCUUUGUGGACUCGAUGCAUAAGACACAUCAGUACCAUCUAUAUGGCACUGCCAGGCUGUUUUACAGCGAACCAGCAGCUAGAUCAGUUCUUAUGAUGAUAUAUUCUCCGUGCAAGUAUAUUACGUCCAAAGUCAGGUCAAUUUUGGAAGAAUUGUUGCAGAAAAAAGUUAAGGGGAAGGAGUAUCUAAUAUACCUAUUGGAUCAUCCAAAUGGAAUUGCUACUCAAAAAGACGUUCAAUUGCCUGACAGGUGUCAAACUAUGAUGAACGUGAUGCAUUUGGCCUGUUUUUCAGCUCUACAAGAAUUCCAAAAAUAUGUUGCUGAAGGUAAAGGCGUAAAAUCACUGUUGACCUUUAUAAGGUGGUCCUUACAGAAUCAUCUAGAGUAUAACGUCCAUGUAAGGAGAUCGACCAUGGCCCCCCAUUUGCACACUUUUCAUGAGAGGAUUUGUUGUAGGGUUUAUGAAGAACCUUGGGGACACGAAGACUUGAUUUUUCUGUAUGGCUUGUGGGGACUUGCUGAGGUGAUGCACCACUCCGGUUUUGACAUAUAUUCUUGUCAAAAGGAUUUUAAUGUAAUCCAGCUUAUUGAUGAACUUGAAGAGUGUUAUAUUUCCAUUUCAACUCCAGGGGCUAGCUGGUAUGCUGCAUAUAUUCGCAAGCAUUUUGGAGUCUACGGAUUUCCAAGUAAACUUGGAAAGAAGAUCGGAAGAGUACUUAACGAGAGUGAAUGUACUGAUUUGGAUCUCAUCUUGACAAAUGAGGAGUCUUUUAGUGUUCAUGGCAUAAUUUUGAAGGUGCGAUGCCCAGCAUUGCUACCUCGCCACGACAAUGAAAGACACAAAACCGGAAACUCCAAAAAAUUAAAGAACAAAUGUCAAGUAUCUGAUUGUGUGGAUCGCGAGGCAUUGUCGAAGGUCUUGGAGUAUGUCUACUCUGGACAUUUUCAAGCAGGUCGGGGCAUUAUGAAGAGCUUAACAACUUUUGCUAACAGUCUUAAUUUGAAAAUUGUUUUAGAGCUGCUCUCCCGAAAAAGUCCAAAAUGGGGCACCCCAAUUCCGAGCUUUGAUCUUACAAAUGCUCUUGAACCGGCUGGCCAGUGUUUCGCGGAUGUUAUCUUGGAGGCCAAGGCAAAUGAAAUGAUGAAUUGGAUGUGCAGGGGUUGCUCUCUCACGGUGCCGCAUAUGCAUUGUCACACAAUUAUAGUGUGCUCAAGUUGUGAAUAUUUGCGUUCCAUGUUUCGAUCAGGAAUGCAAGAAAGCAAAUCGAAGACUAUCAAGGUUCCGAUUAGCUGGGAUGCAUUGGUAAUACUUUGUCAUUGGUUUUAUUCUGGCCUAUUGACAAAGCCUGUUUCUGGAUGCUUUUUGGCUAACUUGGAGUUUGAAAAGCAGCUAGAUACACUAUUACCUUAUAAAGAAAUUCAAUGGAUUUCUGACUACUGGUGUCUAGAUGACCUCCGUGCGGACUGUGACAGUGUACUCUCAUCUUGUCUACUUUCUGUCAGCGAGUUGGCUAAUAAACGGUUGCUUAUCAAAAUGAACCAAUUUACUGAUGAACUGAUAGUAUCACAGAGUUGAGGAGUUUUGUACAUUGUUGUAUCAUAGACAAGAUUGCUCGGAAUUUUGUUAGAUGAUGCCCGGAGUUGCCAUUCAUUAUUUUCUUUUUUCCUUUUUGCUGUUGCACUAAACAGAAUUCUAUCUUGCUCAUUCAAUUUUUUUACCCCUAUAAAUCAGGGUGCUUUAAA